Molecule: messenger RNA, 1311 nt
Organism: Trichomycterus rosablanca
Lineage: Eukaryota; Metazoa; Chordata; Actinopteri; Siluriformes; Trichomycteridae
Gene: sypa
Product: synaptophysin a
Exons: 7
Coding region: 8-892 (294 amino acids)
Cellular component (GO): synaptic vesicle membrane; synaptic vesicle; presynaptic active zone
Source: RefSeq, a predicted model, not a curated record
AGCCACGAUGGACGUCGUAAACCAGUUAGUUGCCAAUGGACAAUUCCGGGUGCUGAAAGUGCCUCUGGGCUUCAUCAAAGUCUUGCAAUGGGUGUUUGCCAUCUUUGCAUUUUCCACCUGUGGGACUUACUCGGGAUCCUUUCGCAUGAAGGUGGAGUGCAAAAACAGAUCAGACAGUAACCUGAAAAUAGACGUGGACUUUGAAUAUCCAUUCAGGCUUCAUCAAGUAUACUUCGAUGCCCCAACAUGCAAGGGAGGUCAAACUGAGCAGUACUUCCUUGUGGGCGACUACUCAUCUUCCGCCGAGUUUUUUGUUACCAUUGGUGUCUUCGCUUUUCUGUACUCCAUGGCAGCUCUUAGCAUCUAUGUCUUUGCCUUUGAGAAGUACCGUGAAAACAACAAGGGGCCUCUGAUUGAUCUUGGUGUGACAUGCGUGUUCACCUUCAUGUGGCUGGUGAGCUCAGCGGCAUGGGCGAAAGGAUUGUCAGAUGUGAAGACAGCCACAGAUCCAGAUAAGGUGGUAAAUCUUAUCCAGGCCUGUGAUCUGGAGGGAUCAGUCUGCAGUGAGGUUCACGACCCUGUCAUGUCCGGCCUUAACACCUCUGUGGUCUUCGGCUUCAUGAACCUGAUCUUGUGGGCUGGCAACAUUUGGUUUGUCUUUAAGGAGACAGGCAUUGUCGCCCCCUUCAUGCGCCAACCACCCGCCCAGGAGAAGCAGCCAGCCCCUGACUCCUAUGGACAGCAGGGCUAUGGCCAGCAGGACCCAUACUCUGGCUCCCAGGGUGGAUAUCAGCCAGAUUACAGCCAGCAGGGCUACAACCAGGGUGCAGAUUACGGUCAGGGUGGCUACAACCAGCAGGGUGCGCCCACCUCUUUUUCCAACCAGAUGUGAGAUGGACCAGUGGAAGUUAACAAUAACGACUGGAAGAGGGUGAUUGUGUGAUUAGGAUAGUGUGGAACCUGAACCCUACCCAAACACCCACACUCUUCCCUGUAUGUGUGUUUGUGCGUAUAUCUUUGGAUGUGAACUUGGAAAGAAAACAAGUGGGUGGUGGGGGGCAGUAAAUACGUCUGGGCUGUGGGAGAAAACGGGGGGUUAUUCUUUGUGAUGUUUAUUAUUGUGAUGUAUAAAAUAAAAUCAAACUGUUAUGUAUGAUCAGAGAAAGAAAUAUAAAAAACGAAGAAAAAAAUAUAUUGCUAGAUACAUUUUGAAUUGACGACGGUGACAAUAGUAAUGCUUUAAGAGAAUGUAUUUGUCUGUGUUGUAUAAAUAUCAAAAUGAACAAAUAUAUAUAAAUAUUUCCUAAAACA